CAAACCACCUGCCCGGUGCCUUCAGAAGUUGGCUGCUAGUUCGAUCUCGCCGCCGCCGCUUGCUCUGCCGCAGGGCUUCCUGAUUGCGCCCUCGGUUGUCGACUUGUGCAGCGUUUCUGGUGGACACUCGGAGAACGUGUUCUUUGCAUCUGGUUUUGCUCCUGUGGAUGUCUGGACGCCUAAGAUCGAGUGAAUCAUGCGGGGGAAGCUCUGGAUAAGAUUUUCGCCCUUCCUUUCCAAGCGUCAUGUCUCUACCUGUCGGAAUUUCUCGAUGUCUCCAUCUUCGUCAGGCUCCGUGGUACAGCCAUGGCUCUUUGUUGGUCUAGGCAACCCCGGCGAGAAGUACCAGUCGACCAGACACAAUGUCGGGUUUGAUAUGAUAGAUGCAUUUGCGGAGUCUCAGGGCAUAUCCAUGACCACACUUCACUUCAAAGCUCUAUUUGGUGAAGGGAUGAUUGAUGGUGUCCCUGUUUUGCUUGCCAAGCCUCAAACAUAUAUAAAUCUCAGCGGUGAAUCUGCUGGUCCACUUGCUGCCUAUUAUAAACUUCCACUUCACCGUGUCCUAGUGGCAUACGAUGACACGGACCUGCCAUGUGGAGUUCUUCGUUUACAACCUAAAGGAGGAUAUGGGCGCCACAAUGGGUUGAAGAGUGUGAUCUACAAUUUUCGCAAGAACCGAGAAUUUGGUCGACUAAGGAUUGGAAUUGGACGCCCGCCUGGUCAGAUGGAUCCCAAAGCGUUUGUGCUUCAGAAGUUCAAUAAGACUGGCCGUGAACGGAUUGAUUCGGCCAUAAAAGAGGGCACCAACAUUCUGAAGAUGGUGGUCACCAAGGGUCUGACGGAGGCAGCAAGACUGGCAAAUGUAGAGCAGAAGUAUAAGCACCUGGUGUCACACGACGAGCAGUUCUAGAGACUCUACGGACCACUUCUCUUGGGAGAUGCUCAUGCAGCAUAAUAUUGGAGUUGGACCGUGGUGUCUCACGUGAUCUUUCAGUAUUAUCAUAGGGCAUGUACAGUUGACUCGAUGACCAUAAAACUCUGAAAGUUGUUCUGCUAGCUAGCUUCAACGUUCUACAGUGGUAUGUAAGAUUCGGAUUGUCACCUUUCCUGUUAUGAAACAGUCCGCUGAUCUGAUCCGGUAUCC
Molecule: messenger RNA, 1144 nt
Organism: Lolium rigidum
Lineage: Eukaryota; Viridiplantae; Streptophyta; Magnoliopsida; Poales; Poaceae
Product: CRS2-like protein, chloroplastic
Exons: 9
Coding region: 197-910 (237 amino acids)
Molecular function (GO): peptidyl-tRNA hydrolase activity
Source: RefSeq, a predicted model, not a curated record